AUGGCUUACGACUCCUAUCGCGAUCCACCAGGUGCUUACGAGCCCGGGGAUGGCAAUGGCGCUACCAAUAGCAGUGCCAAUACCAAUAGCUUCCCUGAUGAAAGACCCUACGUGCCCUCGUCUUAUCAUCCUCCAUACCCCUCGCAGUACAUGUCCGAUCAGGUCCAGAUGCCUCAGCCCCGCAUGCCGUCGCCCUCCUUUCAAGGCCCAGCGCCUAUCAGUUCUACAGGCGGCCGAAUCGACGAUGCUGUCGCCUCCGCUGUCAACCAGGCCGAUCAUACGAACACUUUCUCCCCCGAGCUCAUCCAGCAAGUCACCGCAAGCGUGAUCCAGCAACUCCACGCAUAUGGUUUAGGCUCGGCGCAAGGUGGCCAACAGCAGCAGCCACAACAACCACCGCCUCCACCACAGUCUGUACCUUCCGCACUAGAUAACACAUAUUACAAGCCUCCUCCUUCAGCGCAGUACAGUAAGAGCCAGUCUCCGGAGAUCCGCGAGCUCAAAUCGGCUCAUACGGUGCCUCUCGAAGCACGAGAUGGCCAACCGCGGCCGAGUCCGGACAAGGCCGACAGCAUCAGAGUAGAAGCUCGACCAGAAGCUCGACCAGUCAUUUCUGACCGGGCCCCCGCAUCGAGUGAAUUGACAACACUGGAGAGAAUCUGGGGUAUACUAUUCGAGGAUGGCAAACCAACUCCGAGACUUGGCCAAUUACUGCGGGGAAUCGCUGUUCACUUGAUUGAAGACUACGAACCAGGGAAUACUCUUGUAGUGAUUCCAGAAAAGAUGCAAAAGUAUUACGCAGAUACCAAGGUCUCGACAGACACAUACCCUUUUCAUGAUAUCUUUGACGAUCAAGCCUCAUCCAUCUCACGAAUUUACCGUGACAUCGAAGCCGAGCAUCAUCUAGUCCAAGGACCGCUCAACCUUAAUGCUCGCCCAGACAAACCGGGAUUGACUCCGCGUGGCUUUGAACGAUGGUUCACCGUAAUGAUCCUAGCCAACCCAGACAGAGAGUUUGCACGCCUCAAGAAGACCGUUCUAGAUAUGCCAAUCAGCAAUCCGGACGACAAAAAGGAAAGGUUCCCAAAAGAGCUUCCUCGACGUUUAUUCCCCAAGUCAGCGGACUUGAAACUUCUCGAGAAGCUAGAAGCUUCCAUAAUUACGCACAGUGAAGUUGACCUUCCUCAGAGUCCUCCUUCUGAGCGUUCGAAAUCGCCUAUUCGAAGAGUACCCGUAGAGAAAUCCCCGUCGCGAGUACCAACUGUAACCGAACGACCUACGCCUCCUCCCCCUGUUCAAGAGCGAGAACCGCAGACUUAUUCUUCAUCAAGCACAGCGGUAGUUGAUGAUGACGAAGAGGAAACGAUUUCUCCACGUCCAAUUGAACGGGAGAGGAAGCCGUACAGCGCUCAACCAGGAGGAGGUAAAUUCUACGACGAUGGGGCUGAUCAGCCCUCUAAAAAUGAAACAAGCAAGGGCAAGGAUUUCCUUACUUCACCUAUCACGGCCACACACCGACAAUCCCACACAUACGGCCAAGACGCACCACACAUGCGCACCGGCAGCCAGUCAACCACGACAACUAGUGGUGGCGGAUACAAUAGCCACACCCACCAUGGGACUAUUUCAUCCAAGAGUGGCCGCACACGCAGCUCUUCGGUUGGAGUUGGUGGCCCAGGCGAUUAUCGACAUUCGGAGCCGGAUCUCAACUCAUUUGAUUCGGAUUACUUGGGCUCUGGGUCAGGUGGUCAUUACAGGACAAGUUCUACAGCGGGCGAUGGAUAUGACGACAAUCGUCGAUAUCGAGACUAUGACCGAGACGAUGCCCGAGAUUACGAAUUUAUCCGCGAGAGAGAACGUGACCGAGAACGUCGGCAUCACGACCAUUUGAAUAGUCGGGCUACCUGGAGCGAUGAAGAUUACUACCGUGGACUAUUGGGUGGACAGGGUAGUGGCCCUGUGGGUGGUCAUGACUACAAGUAUCGCUAG
Messenger RNA from Talaromyces proteolyticus, 1989 nucleotides. RefSeq lists its product as uncharacterized. NCBI's taxonomy places the organism in Eukaryota, Fungi, Ascomycota, Eurotiomycetes, Eurotiales, Trichocomaceae. The coding region runs from base 1 to 1989 and encodes 662 amino acids. The record is from RefSeq and is a predicted model, not a curated record. The transcript is spliced from 3 exons.